Argentina anserina (silverweed cinquefoil) is the source of this 1203-nucleotide messenger RNA. RefSeq names its product probable inactive poly [ADP-ribose] polymerase SRO2. The record is from RefSeq and is a predicted model, not a curated record. The transcript is spliced from 2 exons. Bases 1 to 1203 code for a protein of 400 amino acids. Gene Ontology annotation, molecular function: NAD+ poly-ADP-ribosyltransferase activity. Lineage: Eukaryota; Viridiplantae; Streptophyta; Magnoliopsida; Rosales; Rosaceae.
AUGGAACCCAUCCACUUCAACCCCGCCGACGAAACCAGCCAACUCCCGACGACUCCCGACAUCCCCGAAACUCAACAACUCGCCUCCAAUUUUUCGGUUCCCGUUCAUUCCGAGUCCAAUUCGUGCUUUAUACUCGGCACCCAUCACCACUCCGACUCUGACUCCGAUUCCUCCCCGGUUCCCGGUCCGCUCCGGGCUUUCACAGCAAACAAAAUGACGACUCCGGUGGACGGCCUGGAGCUCGAGAAUCUCACCAAGACGUUUCUUUCCGGCAUGGGACCGGCCGGGGCCGUGGUGGCGGUGCACAAGAACUCGAGCUCCGGACUGACGCGGCGGGCGAGGUUCGAGUCUUUCCUGUUCUUCACGGAGGCGGUGGCGAGGAAAUGCGGCGGGAAUCCGAAUAUCAAGAACGCGUGGUUCGGCGGAUCCAAGGCUGAGAUUGCUGAGAUUCUGGCGCAUGGAUUUAGCUCCAGAAAUGAGGAAGUUGCUGGUCGGAUUCAUCUGGUUCCGGCGAGUUUUGCUUUGGAUGCGGCGGUGAGGUGUGGUGUUGAUGACCAUGGGAUGAGGCAUGUGCUCAUGUGUAGGGUUAUAUUGGGGAAGAGUGAGCUGAUGCCUGAGGGUUACAGUCGAUAUCGGAGCGAUUCGGAUGAGUUUGAUUCCGGUGUGGAUAGUAUGCUGGCUCCUAGGAAGUACAUUGUGUGGAGUGCUUCGAUGAACUCGCAUAUCUGUCCUUCUUACGUUGUGAGCUUCAAGGCGCCUGGCGACUUGGACAAGUAUGCGGCGCCUCCUCGGAGUGUUAUUAGCUACAUUGACCUGUUGCCGAUUCUCGCGAGGCUGUUACCUGCUUCGAAAAUGCAAGUGUUGUGCAAAUUGCGCGACGAUUGCAAGGAGAAGAAGAUUAGUUCGACGGAGCUGCAUCAGAGGUUGAUUAGGGAAGUUGAUGGGAAGGUUCUGGCGGAUGCGGUGCUGCCGAGGUUCUUGCCUGCUUCGAAAAUGGCCGUAUUUGCCAAACUGCGAGGAGAUUACUUGGCAAACAAGAUUAGCCAGGCUGAGUUGAAUCGAAGUCUCACUUUUGUAGUUGAUAAGACCUUGAUGAAGCCUACUCAGGGAGGUCCUGGAGUGGCGGCGCUGGCGAGGUUCUUGCCUCCUUCACAGAUGAAAAUACUCUCCGGAUUGGUUGAGAUAGAGUUGAGACAGAGUUGA